Molecule: messenger RNA, 10001 nt
Organism: Cylas formicarius (sweet potato weevil)
Lineage: Eukaryota; Metazoa; Arthropoda; Insecta; Coleoptera; Brentidae
Product: 3-hydroxy-3-methylglutaryl-coenzyme A reductase-like
Exons: 5
Coding region: 297-2756 (819 amino acids)
Biological process (GO): sterol biosynthetic process; coenzyme A metabolic process; isoprenoid biosynthetic process
Cellular component (GO): peroxisomal membrane; endoplasmic reticulum membrane
Molecular function (GO): NADP binding; protein binding; hydroxymethylglutaryl-CoA reductase (NADPH) activity
Source: RefSeq, a predicted model, not a curated record
UAACCAACCUAGAAUUAGAGUAGAAAAGAAUAUUUAAUCUACGUGAGCUGGCUGGUUGUUAUUUUCUACCGAGUUUAUGCCAAGCUCUUCGAAGAAGAAGAUGUCACUUUUAAUUGAAAUAUUAUGAUUUUGAAUAUUUUAUUUAAAUUAAGUGAAAGUGCGAGUGAAAGUUCUAAACCGAAAGUAGAUUAUAUAAAUGUUAUAUUUUACAUAAUGUUCAUUAUCUAUAAUGUUUUUUUUUAAUCGAUUAAUUAUUAAAUAUUAGCCACCAGUUGUGAAAAAGUUUUGUGUAAAAAAUGUCCAACGUGUUUCUCCUUUACGGAGAAUUGUGUGCUACACAUCCAUGGGAAGUAAUAGUGGCGGUUAUAACUUUGACAACUUACUUUUUAGCUUUGGAAAAGCAAGUUCCAAAUGUACUAAAAAAGACAACAAACUGUGUAGGAUGCUAUGAUGAACAGUUUCAGGCAGCAGAUUUGAUUGUGAUGACAAUAAUUCGAUGCCUUGCCAUACUCUACAGCUAUCAUCAAUUUAGAAAUUUGCAAAAGUUGGGCUCAAAAUAUAUUUUGGGAAUUGCUGGAUUGUUUGUGGUUUUUUCAAGCUUUGUUUUUACUUCAACUGUCUUAAACUUCCUUCGGAUUGAUUUUGUUGAUUUAAAAGAUGCUUUGUUUUUCUUUUUACUUCUCAUCGACUUAUCAAAAGCUGCGACUCUUGCUCAAUUUGCCCUCACAGCUUCAAAUCAACAAGAUAUAAGUAAGCAGAUUGCUAGUGGUGUAUCAAUUUUAGGUCCUACAAUAACAUUGGACACUAUAGUAGAGACAUUGGUUAUUGGAGUGGGUACUUUAUCAGGGGUAAGAAGGUUAGAAAUGCUCUCAUAUUUUGCUUGUCUUUCGGCAAUUGUUAAUUAUGCAAUUUUUAUGACAUUCUAUCCAGCAUGUUUGUCUUUAAUGUUGGAAUUAGCACGAAUAUCUAAUUUUUAUGGGGAAAAUCAACAAAUGGUGAAAAAAAAGCUCUUAGAAGAGAAUGAGAAAGCCAAUCCUGCAGUGCAACGGGUAAAAUUGAUUAUGUCCUUUGGUUUACUUGCUGUGCAUAUUCAUAGUCGCUGGUCCAUUGACAACAAAUAUCGGAAAUCAGUUAAUAGCAUAGAUGAUUCUUUAAAUUGUGCUCAAGACCCUUCUUUAUUUGCAACCAUUAUGAGACAAUUUGUUUUAAGUGCAGAUCACAUAGUAAUUCUUAUUCUCUUAAUAACAUUGAUGAUUAAGUUCAUAUUUUUGGAACCCAAGGACAGUUUAAAAGAACAGUUUGGCCAUGACAUUCUUUUUGAAUUACAAAAAGAUUUACCCAAUAGAAGACACAUUAGAACCGUGUCUCUGCACGCAGAAUCUCAAACGGAAGAGUUGCAAAAUUUAUAUGAUGAUAAUAAUGAUGAAGCAAAUUUAAGUCGGAAUCUGAGAGAUUGUUUGGAGAUUUAUCGUACAGUUGGCGCUAGGGAGCUUUCGGAUAGAGAAAUUAUGAUGUUGGUAGAUACAAAACACAUACCAGCCUACAAUUUAGAAAAGGCCAUUGAAAAUCCUGAAAGAGGAGUGAAGUUGAGAAGAAAGAUUAUUACCCACCAAAUGAAGAUGGAUGGUGUAUUUUUUUCUUUGCCAUAUAAGAAUUAUGACUACAGCAAAGUGAUGGGGGCCUGCUGUGAAAAUGUUGUAGGCUAUGUCCCAGUUCCAUUGGGAAUUGCCGGACCUUUAUUAUUGGAUGAUAAAUUAUAUUACAUUCCAAUGGCUACAACUGAAGGAUGUUUAGUUGCCAGUACAAAUAGGGGCUGCCGAGCUCUGGAAAAAUGUGGGGUGAGAAGUAGUAUUGUCGCUGAUGGCAUGACCAGGGCUCCAGUAGUGAGAUUUCAAUCUGUGACCAGAGCAACUGAAGCAAUUCAUUGGCUUAGAAAACCGGAGAACUUCAACUUGAUCAAGCAAAAUUUUGAUUCUACUAGUCGUUAUGCUAAAUUGGCAAAACUUUCACCUCAUAUUGCGGGACGAUACUUGUUUAUAAGAUUUAUUGCCACAACCGGUGAUGCUAUGGGAAUGAAUAUGAUAUCUAAGGGUACGGAAGAAGCACUACAGCUUUUGCAAACAGAAUUUCCAGAAAUGGAAAUAUUAAGUCUAAGUGGUAAUGUUUGCACAGACAAAAAACCUGCAGCGAUCAAUUGGAUCGAGGGUCGUGGAAAAAGUGUAGUAUGUCAAGCAGUCAUUUCCGCGGACGUUGUGUCUUCUGUACUUAAAACAACAACAGCGGUACUCAUAGACUUAAACAUAUCCAAAAACAUGGUUGGGUCAGCUAUAGCUGGAAGUAUAGGAGGAUAUAACGCCCAUGCAGCAAACAUAGUAACAGCAGUGUUUAUUGCAACUGGACAGGAUGCUGCACAGAAUGUAGCUAGCAGCAAUUGUAUGACGAUUAUGGAACCAUGUGGAGAGAAAGGAAAUGAUCUUUUCAUUUCUUGUACAAUGCCAUCUGUUGAAAUAGGAACUAUUGGAGGAGGUACAGUUCUUCCAGCCCAAUCAGCGUGUCUUGAAAUGUUGGGAGUCAAAGGACCUCACAUGGAGAAUCCGGGUGACAAUGCUAAGCAGUUAGCUAGAAUUGUAUGUGGGGCGGUGUUAGCCGGUGAACUGUCCCUGAUGGCGGCACUGGCGAAUGGGCAACUAGUAAAAAGUCAUCUUAAGUACAAUAGGUCAUAUUCUGACCAAACUAAGUUGAUAGCUGAUAAUUAAUUUUAACAAUAACGCUAGUUCUCUAUUGAUCUAAUUUUUACGAAAGAUAAAUCAAAUUGUCUGAAGCUAACAGAAAGUUUUUUUUGUUUUUAAAUAAAUUAAAAAGCUGUUGAUUAAUUUUAUUCUUUUUAACAAAUCUUGUUAGUGCAAAAUGUUGUAAAAAUAGCGGGUUUACUGUCACUAAGAACAUAAACAAGACAAUAAGCUCCCGAUCUUCGCGUUUCUCUUUUUCUACUCUUCCUUAGCAUUUUUAUAUGUUUCAAAGCAUCCAAAAUAAAAAAUAAAUCUGAUAACUGGUUGAUCCAACUUCAAGUGUCGACAGAGAGUAGAUCCUUCUUUUCCUGUUUAGUUCUUUUUGUCAUUAAUCAAGUAAAAUGGAAAUGCAUUGUUUAAUUACAGAAUGUUUUUAUAAAUAGGAAUUAAUGUUCAGUGGAAUAUAAAUUUUUGGCACAAUUCAAUGAUAAAUAUUAUUACUCAGUGUAAACAAACUAACAAAAAGACAAUUUCGUUUCAUUCUUAUUCAUUUUGAGAUUCUGUGUGAAACGCUACAUAUAUUGAAUUUUUUUUUCUCCAGUGUAACCAACUUUGAAAAUGCAUAUUUUUAUAACUUUUUGAAAAUUUGAUCCUCAAAUUUGGUAAAAUGUUAAAAAGAGACUAAAUAACUAAGCAAGAGUAUGUAAGUAAGAAAUUGUUGUUGUUCUUGCUGUCUAGUUGAAUACAGGAUGUCCAAAAAACAUUUUCAAAUUCGCGAAACUUGUUUUUUCAUUUUUUAACUGUAAGAAUUAGGUAUCAAGUCAACUUCUUCUUCGUGGGGGGUGCCCAGUUUUUUUCUCGAUGUUAGGUGUAUCAUAGGUGCCUCUCAUGGUGCGGCUAAUAAAGGAAUAGGUGUAAGGGUUACGAUAAAACUUUUCUCACCUUGUGGCAAUCCAGCCAUUACACACAGGAUAAGCCAGGACAAUGGAGUUGGGUUACCUUCUAAGCUGUAUAAGCUAUGUCUAAAUAUUAUUAUUAUACAUGUAUAUUCAUUUUUAAUUAUAUUCAAGUAUAAGCUACUACAAGUUGCGAUUAUUUACAAGCUAAGUGAAUUUCCUGCUAGUUAAUUAAAUUUUUAAGUUAUUUCUCAUUACAUAUUUUAUUCUUAGAUGCUGGAUUUGUAAACAUAUGUUCUAUGUUGAUAGAUCCUGGUGUUUUUCUUAAUUUAAUUUAAUUAAUAAUACUUGUUGUCCCUCUUCCACAGGCAACCUAAUAUAACCUGGUAUAAAUCUCCAGUUUCAUGUCCAUGGUUGCAGUUAGGUGUUUCUUUCAUUCCGAUUUUAUGAAGGUGAACGGGUAUACAGCAAUGGUUGGUUCUCGUCUUAUUAUUUUUUGCGGAGUGGUUUGGAUUCUCCCAUAACCUUUGCCUUUGUUUUGUGACCAGUUUUGGUACAUGUCUAUUUUAUGUGAGUUAUAAAUCGAGACAAAGGAAAUUUUUCUACUCCCUUCUGUAAAAUACCGAUCUAGCGUGCAGAAAGCGUCACUUUACCACGUGAGUUUCUUGUCCCACGGAUCCGAGUCCCUUCGGACAUUUCCGGGAUAUUUUCGCACGGGCUUGGGAACAAUCGAAGGCUUUCGGAGAUUUGUGACGGUGAUAUCAGUGAAUGUAUUUGUGUUGUUUUGCAAAAAUGUACCUUAAAACUAACGGUCGUAGAAAAAGUAUAGUAUGCAACACGUUGCCGUUUACCGCACUUGUUGCAUAGCAUAUUAUUGUUGAGUUGUUGCACGUUCUGAUCUAACAUACUUUUGUUUGCUAGUCUGUCGCCAUAUCAUUGCCCUUUAUUGCUUUAUUGCUAGGUAUUCACACUAGCCUGAUAUCGCACUUAUUCCUAUUGGACAUAAUUUCUUGUCGUGUGCGUAACAUUAUGUAAGCACUGCGUCCGGAAAUAUCAUUGAUUGCUAUUGCUUGGAUAGCACUCCAUAAAUCAGAAAUCACUGCUAAUUUAUUCAAAGUAUUUGAUACUUCUUCUUACUUCUUCUUUUACUGCUUCCCUUAUAGCAAGUAUUUCUGUUGAGCAUAUCGGUGUAUAUUUGUUAAGUUUCCUCAAUAUGUUUGUUCUGGGAUGCUUGCAGGAUAUUUCUAUUCCACAAGAGUUGUCCUCCAGUUUCACUGAUGUGUGGGUAUAAGCUAAUGUAAAUCCUUCUAAAUUUUCUUCAAUAAACUGUUUAAAUAUUUGUUUAUUAACUGGUUUCUUUAUUGAAGUUUGUUUUUAAAAUUUUAAUUUAGGAUGUUCGGUCUAUAAUUGGACAUUGGAAACAUGGUAAUACUUAACUUUUAUGAAUAUACUCAUACUUAUUGAAAAUUAAAUUAAGCCAUUCCAGUAACGCAGGUGUUUGAUGAUUGUUCCAGUAGGGACGGCUCAGGCAUCAGUAGAUCUCGUAGAAUGACCAAAGUUCUGCUGCUAUUUUUUGGCUGAAAACUUUGCUGCAAGCCAUAUUCUUAUUAGUUCCAAAGGGGUCUCUCCUGCUUCUGAUAAGAUUAGCUUUAUCUGUGUGGACCACAUACAACCUAAAGCUAUUCUUAAAGUUUGAUAUUGUACUCAAUUGAGUUUGUUCCAGUUUCCUUUUGAUGUUUGAAAUAUGCACAGCAACUCCGAACUCUAAAUGUUUUCUAACAAUUCCCUUAUAUAUCAAUAAUAGUGUUUUUCAAUUGAAUUUGUUCCAGUUUCCUUUUGAUGUUUGAAAUAUGCACUGCACUCCGAACUCUAAAUGAUUUCUAACAAUUCCCUUAUAUCAAUAAUAGUGUUUUUGGGUCUCCUCCCCAUCAAACUCUGGUAAGGUUUGUGCCUUUGUGCCUUUGUUGUGCAGCGAUCCACGUGUGCUGUCCAUUUGAGUUGCCUAGCAAAGAUGAUCCCCAAGUUUUUAGCCACAUAUUCACUUUAUUUAAUUUGUUUAUGUGUCUAGUCAUACCUGGUAUAUUGUUAGUGGUAUUAACGGCGCCACAUAUAAAGUAAACAAUAAGGGACUCGACGGGGACCCCCUGUGUUAAACCUCUGCUUGUGUGCAUCUAGAUUCUGUACAUACGUUGUUGGUGAUUUGUUUAACACUCUCCUCUUUUUUAGUAAAUUUUUUAUGUAUUUGAUUAUAUUUUCAUUUUUGUGUAGUUCAUCAAGAUAGCUCAGUAAAAUAGGACGAACUGUCCUAGCGAAAGCUGAUUAAUAUCCAAGAAAACUACUAUCACUUUUUCACCGACUGUAAAUGCUUUAUAUAUUUCUGUAAAUAUAUACAAUCCUCUAACGGUCCUAGUCCCGGUCUAUGCUAUUUUGAAUUGCAUUCUCUUAAUUUACGUUACUCCAGCAUUAUAGGUCUGUAGCUGGUAUGGUUAUUUGGAUCAUUAUUUGUGUAUUAGAAUUGGUGCAAUCACUUGAGUUGGGAUAUCCCUUUCUGCUUGCAAUAUUUUGUUGUAGAUUGUGCAUAGUUUUUCAAGGUGGUAGUCGGGUAAAUUUAAAAAAAUAAUAAUAUCAAUGCAAUAUUACUCUGAGUUCCUCAGUAUUAAUUUUGUAUACUGGUUCUUUGUUGCGGCAUUCCAUGUUUUGCAUUCUUCUUACUAGUCUGUUUCUCUCAAUUGCAGCAGCAAGUCGUUCAUUGUUCGACUCUAGCCUAUGUGUGGGGCUUGUGUAGUUAUUAGAGAAUUUACUUACUGUUGACCAUAUGGUUUUUAUGGGGCUGUCUGAUCUAAAUCUCCAAAGAAAUUGAUAAACUCUUGUUUUUUCUUUCUUUUAAGUGCUCUUCUUGUUUGUGCGGCAAUCCUUCUAUGUCUUAAAACAUACUUGCUCUGAUUUGUUGUUCGCAGGUAUCAUCCCACCAAACUGGUUUCUUAAGAUAUUUAGUUUGACCGUGUUGUCUGUGUAUCUUUGGAAUUGACUGUGUGGCUGCCCUGUUUGUUGUAUCUAACUAUUCUUCAUAGUUUUCUUGUGUUUUGUUGUUCUAUAAGUUGUUUAUAGUUUUUCCAGUCUGCGAAUUUUGUGUCCCAUUUCCGUGUUUGUAUGCUUAUUAAUUGGUUUAAUUGUGGGUUGAACGGGAUUGUUUCCAGUUACAAUUGUUUGCCGCGUCUUGUGAGAUUUGGGUAAUUUCCUACCACUACUAUUACUACUUCCAAACUACAACUACUUUCUUUUGGUGUUAGCCAUAUUCUGUUGCCAUCGCUGUAUUCCAAAGCUUCCAACAAAUUUCGUCCUAUUUGCUUGAUUACUGAUUGUAUGUUGUGCAUUCAAAUUAUUUAUUUUAUGAGUGAUGGAUGUUCAGUUAGCUUCAGCAGUUUACAAAAUUUAUUACCGAUGGUAUAAUAUUUGAAAUAUAUUGAUUGACUGUAUUAUAGUUUCCUAUUUCUAUAACUUGUAGCUGUGUAUUUGCUGGAGCGUCUAAGAGUAUGUUUAAUUUUCUUGUAUGAAAAAUUCUCAUUGAUAAGUACGCAUAUACCACCAUAUCCGUCUGCUCGAUCCUGUUGUAUGAUCGUGUAAUUCUUGAAAUUUAGGCUGACUGUUUCCUUAAGGUGUGUUUCAUUUAAUAAAAUUAGUUCUGGUUUAAUUUCAUUAACUAGAAUUUGUAGGUGCAUUAUUUUCCUUUUAAUGCCAUUAAUAUUCCAUGGUACUAUAGCGAUUGUCAUCUUUUUUUUUAUAUAGAAGUUUACUUCGAAAACGGAGGUACUACUUAAUCUAUUUUCUGAAAUGCUUGCACAUUAUUUUCUUCUACUAGAUUGGUUUAGCUUAAAACUUGCUUUACGAAUUCCAGGAGGGCUAUAGAUUUCACUGAAUUUUCUCUGCUAUCCCUAUUAUUUGUACCUGACCUUUAUGUGUCAUUAUUACUUUUUAUAUAGUCGAAAACAGUGCUCUGUGUUGUGAUGGCAAUGUUAGCUCCCUCAUCAUUUUUUUCCAAUUGGGUGGAUUGCGACAAUGUUGGCUUGCGUUUAGGCGGUUUUAUGAUAUAACUGUACGAAGAUUUCUGUGUUGGACUUUUAUUGCCGGACUGUCGUCGUUCAACCUGAUUUUUGUGUCCAUUUGAAUUAAAUCUAAUUGCUGGAAACUCUUCGCUACUUCUUAUAAAUCUAGUAUUAUGUGCACUAUAUUUAUUCCUUGAGUGUUUGGGCGCAUCUUUUCCUUGCUUCAAAGUAGGGUAAGUUUUUUAAAGCCAUAACUUCCUUGAUGGCAUUUCGCCUUUGGAUCUAUGUGAAUGUCCUAUCAGUGGUUAGAUGUUGCUCGCAGAACGUACCUCUGGGCACGUUAGCUGUGCAAUCGCACUCUUUGUGUUCAUCUUGGCAUCUUGCACGUAUUUUUUUGUUUCGGCACGUUGUGUCAAAAUGACCAUAGCGAAAACAAUUUUUGCAUUGUGCAACUGGGCUCACAUACCCUCGUUGUUUUUUAAGUUCCCUACCUAUUUUUAUUGGUUGUAAGUUAACACUGUUUUUACUGGGGUACAUACUUUCUAAUAUAAUCAAAAAGGUCCUGUAUCUCUAUAUUUAUGGUGUUCGAUAUUAAAUGUAUUAUAAGUUAGGCCUAGGGGAGGUUGGUUGCCUCCCCCACUAAGGAUAAAUCUGGGAAACGCCGCAUCAGUCGGCACGGCCCCUAAAUCCUAACUGCAUAAUUAAUUACUAUUCUAGUUCACUUUCCUUUUUUAAAUCUGCGAAAAAUUUUACCUUACUUCUGCUAAGUCCAGUACUUAUUUCUCUAUUAAACUGCAUUAGAGUUACCUGUAUCUAUUCCGAAACAUAUUAAAAAUGUUUUUUGAGAGUAUCGUAUUUGUUCUGUUGAACAUUUUACCUUCACGUACUUGGUUAUGGUUAAAACAAUUAUUAUGUUCUCUUGUCAAACAUCACAACUAACUAUUAAUUAGUAUAGAAAUAAUAUUUUUUCGCAUAGCCAAGUACGUGAAAGAAUAAUGUUCAGACGAACAAAUACGAUACUUAUCAAAAAACCUAAUUAUUUCUAAUAUUAUUUGGAAUAGGUAUAGGUGACCCUAUUGUAGUUUGAUAGAGAAAUAAGUUCCAGACUUGAUAACACUUAAAGUUACAGGAUGUCCCAUUUGAAAAACCCGAGUAUUGCUACUUUGAAAAUGUGAAUGUUUGUGGUCUAAUUUUGGGUAACUUGUAUACAAGUAGACAGCACCAAUAACAAAAACAUGAGCUUUAGCCUCUUUUAACAUUUUGCCAAAUAUGAGGAUCUAAUUUUUAGAAAUUACAAAAUGUACAAUUUUGCAAGAAAAAAAUUAAGGGUAAAUAGUUCAAAACAGGCACACAUAGGUAUAGGUAUAGGACAUUAUACAUAAAAUCUGUUUGAAAUUUCACUCAGAAUCUCAAAAUGUAAUAAUGUACACGAUUAUCCAUUUUCAAAUAUAUGAGUAUGUAUGUGUUGGAUGAUAUAUUUUUUAGUAAAUUUAGGCAGUUGCCAUAUCAUGAAAAUAUUGGACAAAUAUUAAAACAAUAUUUCUCAACUGUUCCUUUUACGUUUCUUUGUGAAAGUUUUCCUUUCAAUUAAUUCAUACUAUUAUAUACAAUAGUCCAAAUUUACUUUUGUUUGUCAUUUGCCAAACAAGAUUUAAACAUUUGUAGAGUAAAAGAAUUAAAUUCAGAGCGCAACACUUAGAAAAUUAUAUUUGAAAUGUAAAAAGCUCAAGUUUUUUAAAACCUCCCAUUAGAUUCGGCCGUUUAAAGAUAUCUGAGCCGCCUGAUGUUUUUUGGGUCAUCGAUAACAUUUAACAUCCAUUGCACUGUUAAGAACGUAUUUGAGAUUGAGGCGUUCUUUGAACUAAGACCGAAAUUAGAUCUAAAGAGAGGUAACUUAUAUUCUAUAACCUUUUAUUCGAGACUCAAAUGGAUGAGGUGUAUAUCGUAAGAAAUACAUUCAAGUUUGCGUGCUUACAAGUAACUAAUUAACACAUUAAAAGUGCCCAAAAAUGGCUUUUUUUUAUAUUGUCUUAGGUCAAAUUGCCACAGAGUGAUAUAUUUAUCAGUUUACUCGCGAUUUUAUGAUUAAAUUUAAUUUCGUUGUUAAUAACAUAAACCUGAUUGUAUUAAGUGUAUUAUUAUAUAGCUUGUACAAAGUUUUAAAUUGUCUUAAAGCCCGACUUUUAAGUUCUGAAGAGUUAAUAGUUCAUACUUGUCACAUAAAAAGUAAAAGGGAAUUUGUGUAAAAAGUUAUUGCUCAAGUUUGUACUUAGUUGUAUGGAUAAAUACAGUUAUUUGUUUUCUUUUAUAUAAAUAAAAUCUGUUUUCGCUAA